Messenger RNA from Ziziphus jujuba (common jujube), 2169 nucleotides. RefSeq names its product putative glycerol-3-phosphate transporter 1. Gene Ontology annotation, molecular function: glucose 6-phosphate:phosphate antiporter activity. Bases 265 to 1815 code for a protein of 516 amino acids. The record is from RefSeq and is a predicted model, not a curated record. The transcript has 3 exons. Gene Ontology annotation, cellular component: membrane. Gene Ontology annotation, biological process: phosphate ion homeostasis; transmembrane transport. NCBI's taxonomy places the organism in Eukaryota, Viridiplantae, Streptophyta, Magnoliopsida, Rosales, Rhamnaceae.
AGCUUAAGAAUCCUCACGUUCCUUGCUUUGGGUUCAGACUUUCGCUUGCGAAAAAAAGCUUGAAUAAGAGUUUCGCUGCGUGUGCUUGUUUUUUCUUAUUCGUUACUCAAAACUGAAAUACAGAUUUCCAGAGAAACAAACACAGUCUUAGAUUUUAGAGAGAGACAAAGCCUAAGAGAGAGAAUAUAUACACUGCUUCUCAGCUAAAGCUACAGCUUGAAGAUUUGGGAUCUAUAAGAGGGAAUAGAAGCUCUUUUUCAAUACAUGGGUUCAUUAUCGGAACCUGAGGUAAAUUCCAGCAAGCCUCCUGGAGUGCGCUUUGUGGAGCACAUAAAGAAAUCCCCAGUUUCCUUCAAAACCCACCAAGCUAUUGUUCUUAUUUUAACUUUCGUUGCAUAUGCUAGCUACCAUGCUACUAGGAAAACCACAAGUAUUGUUAAAAGUACCCUUGAUCCUCAAUCCUCUGAGUUGGGGUUGAAGCAUUUGCCAUGGAGGAUAACUUACCAUCUUGAACCACCUGAAAGCAGAAAGCUUCCACCGGUGCUUGGAAAUGGUUGGGCCCCAUUUAAUUCAUCAGAUGGGACAUCCCUUCUCGGUGAGCUCGACGUGGCUUUCCUCGCAGUAUAUGCAUUUGGAAUGUAUUUUUCUGGACAUUUGGGUGAUAGGAUGGACUUGAGGAUCCUCUUGACAGUGGGAAUGGUGGGUACUGGUGUGUUCACUUCACUUUUUGGUGUUGGAUAUUGGGGAAAUGUUCAUAGUUUUUACUACUUCCUCAUUGUUCAAAUGAUUGCUGGUCUGUUCCAAUCGACCGGAUGGCCUUCGGUUGUUGCAGUGGUCGGAAACUGGUUCGGGAAGAAGAAGAGAGGACUAAUUAUGGGUAUAUGGAAUGCUCACACUUCUGUCGGGAACAUUACAGGUUCUUUGGUUGCUUCAGCACUAUUGACGUAUGGAUGGGGCUGGUCCUUUGUUGUGCCCGGUAUCAUUAUCGCUUUUGUUGGUAUAGUCGUUUUUCUUUUUUUGCCUGUCAGUCCUGAAUAUGUCGGGGCUGAUGGCGAAGAAGAUGAAUUGCAUUCGCCAAAGAAAAGUGGAGAGGGACUAACAGAACCCCUGGUGGAAUCAGAGAAGGAGAUUAAGGAUACACCGGUAGGGUUCAUUGAAGCAUGGAAAAUUCCUGGUGUUGCAUCUUUUGCACUCUGCCUCUUCUUUGCCAAAUUGGUUGCUUAUACAUUUCUCUACUGGCUUCCCUUCUACAUUAGCCACACAGCUAUAGAUGGCAAGUAUUUAUCCAGUGAGACAGCUGGGAACUUUUCUACAUUGUUUGAUGUUGGAGGGGUACUUGGAGGAAUUCUAGCCGGUCACAUUUCUGAUCGCCUAAAUGCAAGGGCAAUAACAGCAGCAAGUUUCAUGUAUUGUGCCAUUCCUGCUCUCUUCUUCUACCGCAGCUAUGGACAUGUUUCCUUAAUAUUGAACAUAGCCCUUAUGUUCAUAACCGGCAUGUUUGUGAAUGGGCCAUAUGCUCUUAUAACAACAGCUGUCUCUACCGACCUGGGAACUCAUAGCUCAUUGCGAGGUAACUCACGGGCAUUGGCAACUGUAACAGCAAUCAUCGACGGAACGGGCUCUGUUGGGGCUGCAGUUGGACCAUUGUUAACAGGUUACAUUUCCGCCAAGAGCUGGAGUGCAGUUUUCACCAUGCUUAUGGGAGCAGCUCUAAUUGCAGGGCUGCUAUUGACUAGGCUUAUCGUGUCCGAGGUGAGUGAAAAAAUUGAGGAAUCAAGGUCUUCAAGAUCUUCAGCUGCAGAACUUCUUGUGUGAGACAUAUGGGAUUAUGGGGAAUCCUCUAUUGUCUGCUUCAAAGCCGCUGAUUGUUUAAAAAAUAAAAAUAAAAAAAGAAAAAAGAAAAAAAGAAAAAAAAGAAAAAAAGAAAAAAGAAAAAAAGGUGAUGUUAGUAUAAAGAAAGGAUAGAAGGAUGUUUUUUAGCCUUCUCCGCGAUUUUACUUUCAUAGUGGUGGGAAAAAGCUCGGACUAAAAGAAAGUGAAUGUGGUGGAUGUAAUGGUGUCUUUGUGGUGGGUUGCCUUUUUGUACAUUUUUGGCUGCUGUAUCUAAUUAAAAAAAGAGCUAGGAUAAGGAAGAAAAGAUCAAUUCAAACCUUAUUCAUUUUUGUACUA